AUGGAGAAAUUUAGAGGGGUUCAGGAGACUCUCAAUCGGAUCUAUUCAAACGCAGAGUAUUCAGGAUUGACUGCAUCAUCCGAGAAGGUUGGUACAUUUUACACAGCAGAUGAAGUUUUGGGCAAGUUGACACCGCAAACUUUACAAUCUGUGCAGAAAGCGAUUCAUGCUCUUGGGGACAGAGUGAAUCUGACAGAGUUUGUUCACAUCCUAGUGGCCUUCUUGCCAAGCAGAGACUGGAAAGAUCAAACGUCCAUGAUUACAAACCUCUGUGAGGUUUACGAUACCCUAGACAUUGAUGGAGACGGUGUUGUUACGUGGGAAGAAAUCUUUGAGUUCAAUCUCGAGAUGGGACGAUCGAGUCAAACCACUCACGAGAGGACAGCAGACGCAAACUUGACCUACCACAUCUCAGAGACUCGAGACAAGCGAGGGCAAGGCAGCCUUGCCGUGCAUAUGAACAUGAAAGACGGAGAAAUCGAGAGGCUUGAGACUUUAGAUGUGAUGGAUAAGAUUGUAGUGACGGAGAAAGAUUCAUCUGUCUUCAAGGUCUACGAUGUUGAAACGCUCACGUGGACUGACAGCCUCGUGGGCCACAAGGGAGCAGCUCUUCGUUGUCUCUACUUGAGUGGAACCGACUACAUUGUGACUUCGGCGUCAGACUCCUUGCUGAUAGUGUGGGGGGCCUACACGUUCACUCAGAGACAGGUGCUGCCUUGCAAUCAGGUCUUGUCUUCCCUCGCCUGGGACUCUUACAACUUCACCCUCUACGGAGGCUCCACAGACGGCAACGUCCUGCUCUUCCAGGUCCCUCGACGGAACGCUGAAGCUACCGGGAGCGAGGAGAUCGCGAUCUUGCAAACCGGAUUCUUCCGCGCCCACAUGGACGUUGUCACAGACCUGGUGGCGCUUCCUGACCUGGGACUGCUCGUCACAUCCUCCUUGGACUCGAUGAUUCUUGUUUGGGAUCUCAACACCCAUAAGCUGCGACAUACUCUAGACGGCCACCUCAAGGGCGUACACUCGCUUGCCUACAUCGCAUCUCAGCGCUACCUCAUCUCCACAAGCUAUGACAAAGUCUGCAAGGUCUGGAACCCACUCUUAGAGGAGCCGCUCUUCAACUUGUACGGUCACGUCGGCAUCAUCGUCGGUCUUCGAGUAGUUGUUGGCAGUGAAAAGAUCAUCACCAGCGACGUCGAGGGAUUCGUCAAGGUGUGGGAUACACGAAACUUCAUGUGCACUCAGACGAUUCAGAUCGAGCACAUAGCGCCGGGAACAGCGUUGUUCUGCCUCGAUCAUGAUCAUCCGACGAAGCCACAGCUGGCAGACGAGGAGCCAGUCGUUGCCGCCAUCUACUCCAUUGUCAACCACGCUAUCAUCACUGCCUCCGGUAGAAACGUCCGGAUCUGGAAUGCUUCCACCGGCCUCUUGUCAAAAACCUUUCGCGACGUCGCCACCGCAAGAAUCACCGCCAUGUGCCUCGGGAAUCGCGAGCGGCGAGUGAUCGCAGGCGACGAGCGAGGCUGCAUAGGAGUGUACAACGUGCUCAACGGAGGUCUGAUGAAGUUCUUGGAGCCGCAUGACGCAGACGUAUGCGCGCUCGCCUACUGUCACAAGUACAAGAGCAUCAUCUCUGCUUCUUGGGGAGGGCGAGUACGAGUCCAUCAUGACGCGUCUCCGCAUGAAACGAGAAGCUUGCGGCAGAUUGACUGUCACUCCACCGACAUCUCCUGCAUGGCCUACUCGUCCUACUUGAGCGUCAUUGCCACAUCUUCUACCGCUGGCAGCGUCAGGCUGUGGGACUUCCAAGACAUCAAACUGGCGGGAUCUCUCAACGCACACAAGUCAGAGAUCACGAUGCUGCAGUUCCUCGAGAGCUAUCGGCUUGUCAUCACGGGAGACUUUCACGGCAACGUGAUCUUGUGGACGGUGAAUUGA
Molecule: messenger RNA, 1938 nt
Organism: Guillardia theta CCMP2712
Lineage: Eukaryota; Cryptophyceae; Pyrenomonadales; Geminigeraceae
Exons: 3
Coding region: 1-1938 (645 amino acids)
Molecular function (GO): protein binding; calcium ion binding
Source: RefSeq, a predicted model, not a curated record